Cantharellus anzutake is the source of this 2154-nucleotide messenger RNA. RefSeq lists its product as uncharacterized. Lineage: Eukaryota; Fungi; Basidiomycota; Agaricomycetes; Cantharellales; Hydnaceae. The record is from RefSeq and is a predicted model, not a curated record. The transcript has 9 exons. Bases 1 to 2154 code for a protein of 717 amino acids.
AUGCCAAGGCAUAAGCCUGUAAUUCCACCCCUUACUACUUCGCCUGUGAAAAAAUAUCAGCCAUAUAAUUUAAAAAGACCUAAAAAAUAUGCUGAUUUCCUUGGCCCCCAAUCCGCACCUGAAUCCGAACCCUCAAUGUCAAAAAAGAAAGGACAUAAGCAUGUCCCAGCCGCUGAAGUCCCUAUUUCCCAGCCGUCACGAUGCAUUGAGAUAGCAAACGCCAGCGGCACCAUGAUGACACAACGCUGGGGGCCUGGCAUUGAGCCUACACAUUGGUGGCAGGUGCCAAAUCGCCACGAUCACGUAGGAAAUGCAAUGUCAGCGGAUGCCAGCAAUGUUUCGACUCCCCCUUCAACGCCAGCUCUAAAAAAGGAAUCACCAAUAUGGGAAGCAUCCCCUCAGGGUUGGCUGGAAAAUAUCGCAGAGCCCACUCCUUCGGGCCCAGACACUGCUCUGUCCCCUACACUGUUGCGGUCAGCUUCCCGAAAAUGGGCCAAGAGAGCAUUACGAAAUCUGCAAAAGCAAGUUGCAUGGCUCCAUUGGCGCCACGAUGUAAUACACAAAGUGGUGGAAAUCUAUCUAGGUCUAGAGGCAAAGAAGGCAGGACGUGUGCCCCUUGCCGCCCCCAGCGAGACGUUGUAUGAUAGAAACGGAAAACUGCAAACACCAGCAGCAUCGCUGUGCUCCCACUGCAAUACAUCUUUCCAGUUUCAUUCACUCAUGACGAUCGCAUUCUCAGGUGCCACGUGGCAGACGUUCAAAUAUUGCAAAUGUCCGUCCAAUACUCUCCCGCUUAGCAUCAUCCAGUCUGGCUACUUUCCAGGGUCACCUGUAACACCCCAAGUUGCCUUUCAUUUCGAUGUCCUUUCGCUGUAUUCAGCUUUGCAUGUGGACUCAUACACCCCGAUUGCCUCCUUUCAUGCCGCUUUGUUUGCCAUGUUACAAGAGAACGGUUACGAAUUCACCCACAACAUAAGAUCUAUUUGUUGCAUUGAGGCGAUAACAUGGUUUCAAGCCCUACGUGACUCGGUAGAGGUUGAAACGGAGAGAGAGUUUCUCCUACCCACAUCCCCUGCGGCACCCGAUGCACCGCUAUGUCGUUCCGCGCUGGUCGAGUCCACUGCGUUUACCCAUGUCGCUCCUGCCCACAAUGGCGAUCCAUCGGUCACUGCAUCCCAUGGUGUGAUGACUGUUAACCACGGCAUCCCAACCUCCAUAGGGACAUCACCGGACCUUCCAUUGAUGGUCCAUGAAUAUCCUGAUGUCAUCGUCGCCAUGGAUGGUAAUAUGCAACAUAAGCAAUACAUGUUUGUUGGAGGAGAGAUGAUUCUUCCCUGGAAUGAAACUUGCACAUUCCUCACCGAUGCCGAAAUCGAGGAAGCUGCCCGCCAUAUCUCUGAUGCACGAGCUGCAUCUAGAGGCUGUUCAGAAAGCCAUGAAACAUGGAAAGCAGUCAGCCUCAAAAAUGGAUACCUUCCGUUUGAAGGGCCUGAUGGAAACCCAGCACUUUCGAUUGCCAUGCUCCUUGCACUUAGCUGCCAACUACCCUCAAAUGCCACUAUUGGAUUAAUGUAUGAUGUUGGGUGUGUUCUUGAUCGAUUGAUCGCCAAGUACAAUCUUAUCCCCGAAAUUGCUCCUAGAUUGAGCAUCGCCAUUUCAGUCUUCCAUGCCUAUGCACAUCAAUUCUGUUGUCAAAUCACAUUUCACCCCUGGAAACGAAAUGGGUUCGGAAAGUCAAAUGGGGAAGGAAAUGAGCGAUUAUGGUCCUUGAUUGUUGAUACAAUUGUGCCUGAACGCAUAAUGAGUCCGGCAAAACGAAUCACAACUAUCAACAACAAAAUCAAGAUGAUCGUGUGCUGUGGCCGAGACCGCCUUGCUUCAUUGGCUAGGUCCAAAUUGGCUGCCAUUGUUCGUGAGGAGGCGCUUCUAACCGACCUCCUGCAAGAUUUGAAGAGUAAGAGGGGAUUCACAACUCCUUUCCUUCAAUCCCAGUGGGAAGAGCAAAAGUCUUUGCAGCUCUCCGUUCGAGCCUACAAUGAUCAAGCCGGAAUGAAAAAGUUCGCCAAACUUUUGGAAGCUGAACGAUCAGCCCAGGCACAUUCGGACGCAUUGGAUGCCGUAAAGAAGGAGCUGGACCGAAUCAGCUUGGCAUGA